Messenger RNA from Xylaria bambusicola, 1525 nucleotides. RefSeq lists its product as uncharacterized. The coding region runs from base 176 to 1243 and encodes 355 amino acids. The transcript is spliced from 2 exons. Gene Ontology annotation, molecular function: RNA binding. NCBI's taxonomy places the organism in Eukaryota, Fungi, Ascomycota, Sordariomycetes, Xylariales, Xylariaceae. Gene Ontology annotation, cellular component: nuclear exosome (RNase complex); cytoplasmic exosome (RNase complex). The record is from RefSeq and is a predicted model, not a curated record. Gene Ontology annotation, biological process: TRAMP-dependent tRNA surveillance pathway; poly(A)-dependent snoRNA 3'-end processing; nuclear polyadenylation-dependent rRNA catabolic process.
UUUGGAAAUGAAGCUCUCAUCACUUCUGAUCUCUUAAGAGAAAUUCCAUCAUAUCAUCAAUCAAUCACAACUAGCACUGAACCCCUCCGAGAGCAAUCGGAAUAAAUUGAUACCUUUCGUUUUUGUAUCCGAACGCUGAAGAAUUGACCCUCGAGCCGAACGAAACAUAUCGAUCAUGCCCAUCACAAUAUUACAGCCUGCACCGCCGCCGGGCUAUCUCCCGAACGAAUCUUUCGGCGCAAAUUCAGAUUCCGACUCAGAAGGCGGAGUCGAUAUUGAAGGAGAUGUUUCUAUGAAAGUGACGUCUACACGAUCUCGCCAGUCUGACGCCAUAGUAACCCCCGGGGAAAUAAUAACAGAAGACCCUCAAUGGAUGCGAGGCCACGGAACUUACACAACCACCGAACCCCCAGCCAUCGUGUCCUCCGUCGCAGGCACGUUAGCUAAGACCAACAAGCUUCUCUCUGUACGACCUCUCCGCGCCCGCUACACCCCCGAGAUCGGUGACCUUGUCGUCGGGCGAAUCGUCGAGGUACAGUCCCGCCGGUGGCGUGUAGACGUUGGCGCUGCGCUCUUAGCUCAACUGCCGCUAUCAGCGAUCAAUCUACCAGGUGGUAUCCAGCGACGGCGCACCGAGACCGACGAAUUGCAAAUACGAACGUUCUUUUCCGAGGGCGAACUCUUGGUCGCCGAAGUACAGCAACUCUACGGUGAUGGCGGGGCUGUGCUUCACACGCGCUCUCUCAAGUACGGGAAGUUGCGCAACGGGCUGUUCAUGGCCGUGAGUGGCACGGGUGGUGGCGGAGGUGUCGUGCGCGCGCGUCGCCAGGCUUUCGCCAUGGAUAUUAAUGUCGGCGGGGGUGCUGCCACGGACGACGCUGAGAAGGUAGACAUCAUCCUCGGCGUUAAUGGGUAUAUAUGGAUCAGCAAGCAUAUCGAGGGCGAAGGGCCGGCGGCCGAGACCUCCGGGCCCGCCAUCACCAGGGUCGAGGAGAGCGUAGGGUUGAAUGUGUAUUCAAGCCAGAAUGAUGAGAUACCCGUCGCCACGAUGCGUGAGAUCGCGCGGGUCAAGGGUGUGAUUGAGGCUCUGGUUGAGCACGGGUUGCGAGUGGACGAGGAGAUGGUGGUAAGGGGGUAUCAAGAGGCUGUUGAGUUGGCGAGGGGCGACGGCGACGGGGAAGAGACGUUGUAUCUGGGUGGUGAACGGGGACGAAGACUUGCGGAUGCCCUUGUUGGUCGGUAGUCUUCAGAUGUGACAUAUUACUUGAGACGGGGGUGAUGUAUAUAGAUGAGGAGGAAUGAUACCACACCCAUGGUCUUAUGGGCCCCUAGAAGUAAUAGACAUCCCUACAAAGAAUGGCCGCGCCAUAGAGCGAAAAACGCGAGACUAAUCAUCCACACUAGGGGAUAGAAUACCUAUAUGUAUAAAAAUAUUAUAUAUUCAAGUCCGUGUUCGUGGUGAUACAUAUUCAUAGGUAAAUAUCCAAGCAACACUACAUAGCCAAAGUAGAAUGAAACAAGCGAC